Molecule: messenger RNA, 2833 nt
Organism: Bemisia tabaci
Lineage: Eukaryota; Metazoa; Arthropoda; Insecta; Hemiptera; Aleyrodidae
Source: RefSeq, a predicted model, not a curated record
GUACUGGAGGCAGAAUCCGAGUGCGAGUUGCGCUAGUCGCGAGGGACCGAGCCACUCGCAUUCGCGCGUCUCCAGUCGUGAUGCGUCCUUCAAGCUGAACUCGCGCCCGCGAUAGUGUUGUGCAGUGUUGCGUUAGUGCCAUUCGAAGCGCCGCGCGCCGCCGCCGCGGUUGUGCUCGGCGGAAUCGCAUCCCACCAACUGAGAGCACUGACUCGGGCACUCCCUUCUAUCCACGCUCUAGCGCCUUCCCAAAUGAGGAUGACAAAAUCAAUGCACAAGGGAAAUUCGCACUAGGUAGCCGAGGGUAGGCUCAAUAUCAGUUAGACCAUUAAGAUGAAGCCAGCAAGAGGCUUAAUGCUAUUCAACAGAGGAAAUAUACUAAAUCCUAUUUUACUGAAGUUCGGACUAAUGAAGACAAAUUACCUAUGUAAAACCAAAAAAUAGGUCAAAACCCAAGUUUUCCAACGAUAGUAGAUUUUUGCGAGGUCCAUGGACGCUGUGAAUAGGUGUGUAAGACAUCACUGAAAAAGAAGAUUGGUAGAGUUUACCAUUCCUCCACGCUGUAUUUCACACAGCGUCAAUUUAGAGUCAAUUUUGCCAGAAAAAAGAAAAUUGUAGCUGAGCAGAGUGAAUUGCGGUCGUCAUGGAAGUUAACCUCCGGUGAAAGGAUUAUGGCCCGGAGGCUCCAGCUCUUCCAUCUCAUGAUUACCUUAAACUUCCUACAAACCAGCGUAUCCCUUAAUGAUUACGUCAUGACACCCAAAUGGACUGAUCGAUUGGAAAACGUGACUCAAACCAUCACACGACUUUUGGAUGGAUACGACAUUAGACUGCGACCUAACUUCGGUGGAGAUCCGUUGUACGUCGGAAUGGACCUGACGAUUGCAAGUUUUGAUUCGAUCAGCGAAGUAAAUAUGGAUUACACGAUCACAAUGUACUUGAAUCAAUAUUGGAAAGACGAACGUCUAUCCUUCAGUAGUUACGAUGAAAUUUUGACACUGUCCGGAGACUUUGCUGAAAAAAUUUGGGUCCCCGAUACAUUCUUCGCCAACGAUAAAAACAGUUUUUUACACGACGUUACGGAGAGGAACAAAUUGGUGCGACUCAGUGGAGAUGGAAGUAUUACGUAUGGCAUGCGAUUCACGACCACAUUGGCCUGUAUGAUGGACCUCCACUAUUAUCCUCUUGACUCUCAAAAUUGCACGGUGGAAAUAGAAAGCUAUGGGUACACGGUGAUGGAUGUGGUGAUGUACUGGAAAGACACCGCGGUGCGAGGUGUGGAAGAUGCAGAAUUACCGCAAUUCACAAUAGUCGGCCACGAGACAAACGACCGGAAAGAGACGCUGGCCACUGGCAUCUACCAACGGCUGUCACUCUCGUUCAAGCUCCAGAGAAACAUCGGUUAUUUCGUCUUCCAAACCUACCUCCCCUCCAUCCUCAUUGUGAUGCUCUCUUGGGUUUCUUUUUGGAUCAAUCACGAGGCCACUAGCGCUAGAGUCGCACUAGGUAUCACAACGGUGCUGACCAUGACAACCAUAAGCACCGGAGUGCGAAGUUCACUUCCACGGAUAUCUUACGUAAAAGCAAUCGACAUAUAUCUCGUCAUGUGCUUCGUUUUUGUCUUCGCUGCCCUCUUGGAGUAUGCUGCUGUUAACUACACGUAUUGGGGCCACACCAGAGCGAAGAAAAAGGCCAAGAAGAAAAAAAUUGAAGAUCCUCAACCCACCACUGGCAUCCCAGUUGGAAGGAGUUGCUUUAGCGAUAAUUAUGAAUCUGAGAGAUCAGUGAGUGAAGAUAUUGUAGAGCUUCAAGACAUCAAAAUGUCACCAAUUCCACCCAUCCGUAAUCGACAAACUAUGCCUAGGUAUUUAAACAAUGAACAAAUUGACGAUCCUUCGAAAUUCCCUCCGAGUUUCCGGAUAAAUCGCUCAAGUGCUGCGUACUCAUAUUCAGUGAACCGUCGAGGACUGAGGUUCCGAGGAAACCGGCGCAACGACCACACACGACCGAAAAUGCUCCACGCAAUCAAAAAAGGAGCGUCCGCCUUAAAAGUAUCCAUGCCAAAAAUAAAAGACGUCAACGUAAUUGACAAAUAUUCAAGGAUCAUUUUCCCCGUAUCAUUCAUGGUAUUUAACGCAGGGUAUUGGCUGUUUUACAUAAUGUGAAACGGCAAAGAUAUUACCCCUCUAAAAUCGAGUUUUAUGAUAGCAUAUAAGACUAGUUUAAUUCUCUUUGGGGUAGUACAUAACUAGCACAUCAUGCCAAUAAUGUAAAAUUAAGUUCAGACAUGUUGAACUGAGUAUUAUUAAACUACCUACACCUAAGUAGCAAAACCUUACAUGUAAAUGAACUACGUUGUGCAAUCACCACGAAUUACCAUUUACGAAUUGUCCUUAAAUGUAUCUUUCUAUGAAUAGGAAAACGAAUGGCAGACAUGUUUUUAGAAUGUGCCGGAAAUAGCAGUUCAUCAUUGCAAAAUGUAAGAAGUCCAAAUACAAACCAACACAUGCAAAUAAGUACCGGCUGCUGAGUGCUCUCAAGAAUACGUAAAAUUCAUACGAUGAUUUGUCAAAAACAAACUAAACUGAAGAGCUUUCUUCAUAGUUUUAUUUUUACAAUUUUCUCUGAUAUCUAUUGGAGGUGAAGGGGAGACCGGGGACAGUUGAAACAGGGGUCAAAUGUAACAGGUCUGAUUGGUGGCGCUGUGAGUGGCGAGACCGUAAACUAUGUAUAGUGUAUUGUUCCUAUACUAACUGUGACUAACUGUCCUGAAUUUCAACUUGAUGGAGCAAUUUUUGUUCAAAUGACGACACAUUAAAGAAAUUGAACCAUU